Messenger RNA from Acytostelium subglobosum LB1, 753 nucleotides. RefSeq lists its product as hypothetical. The coding region runs from base 1 to 753 and encodes 250 amino acids. The transcript has a single exon. The record is from RefSeq and is a predicted model, not a curated record. NCBI's taxonomy places the organism in Eukaryota, Evosea, Eumycetozoa, Acytosteliales, Acytosteliaceae.
AUGGCACCGCUACUACCAAAGCCUGUGAAGGAGUUGGUGUUUGCGGAUAGGUUCAACAGACCGCUGUUGCCAGACAUGUUCCCAUAUGGAGUGAUGACCAUUCGCUUUGGAAAACACUUUAACCAACCGUUUACCGCACCCAUCCUUCCCCAAUCGGUCAUCUGCAUCAUCUUUGGCCGUGACUACAACUGUCUGAUAAACGCAGGUAUCCUGCCACAGAAGCUGCGCUCACUCAUCUUUGGCGAGCACUUCAACCAAGUAUUGAAGCCUCACAGUCUGCCCUCGUCGCUCACCUCCCUCACACUGGGCACAUACUUUAAACAACCGAUUGGCGAUAAAGUGUUGCCAGAGUCACUCACGUCGCUUCAGUUUGGCAGGCUGUUCAAUCACCCGUUCACCGCACACACGCUGCCGGGCAACCUUAGCGAGCUCACCCUUGGCAACGACUACUCCCAGAUCAUCCCGCGCGAGGUCCUGCCCAACUCGCUGACAUACCUUUGCAUUGGCGACCAAGACCUGAGUCACGUGCUCACGUCCGGCGACGACUUUCGCCAUCUGGAGAAGGAUGUCAUGUACACGCUCACGUACGACGACUCGCAGAAUGGCAUCACCAUCGCCAACCAACAGUCACAGAAGUGCCACUUCCUCGUGGUCACGCCUGGCGAAGAGCGCAACAUGAUGAUCAAGAUUGAGUGGACCCCCAAGUCAUUCCAGAGCGAUGGUCAGUGUCACGUAUUCAUAUCAUGCGCAUGA